UCAUAUGGAAAAGUUGAAGUAUGAGCCUUUAUUUGAGACAAAGAAGGGAAAGGGAAGGAUAUUAUAUAGGCUAUUUGCAACUUCACUUUUUUGUGGGAUUAUUUUGAUUUGGUUUUAUAGACUUUGUAAUAUACCAAAUUCAGGUGAAAAUGGUAGAUAUGUUUGGAUUGGAAUGCUUGGAGCUGAACUAUGGUAUAGUUUUUACUGGUUCCUCACUCAGUCUGUUCGUUGGAACAGAAUUUAUCGUCAUACAUUUCGAGAUAGGCUCUUGAUGAGGUACGAGAAUGAGUUGCCGAGAGUUGAUAUAUUCGUGUGCACAGCUGAUCCUGUAAUAGAGCCACCAAUUAUGGUGAUCAAUACAGUUUUAUCAGUCUUGGCUUACAAUUAUCCACCAGUAAAGCUCAGUGUUUAUCUCUCGGAUGAUGCUGGUUCCGAGCUUACCUUUUAUGCCUUGCUAGAAGCUUCUCGCUUUGCAAAGCAUUGGCUUCCUUAUUGCAAAAAGUUCAACGUUGAGCCGAGGUCUCCUGCUGCCUAUUUUGCAUCUUUGUCUGUUUCGGAUCAAUCUGAUGCAGAUUUUUCCAAAAUGAAGGGAUUAUACGAGGAGAUGGCAAACAAAAUUGACGUUGUAUGCAAGGCUGGGACAGUCUCAGAUCAAGCAAAAUUAGAAUACAAAGGAUUUUCCAAAUGGAAUUCAUAUUCAUCCAAGAAAAACCAUGCUGCUAUCUUGCAGAUACUAAACGACAGCAGAGACGAAGAGACAAAGGACGUUGAUAGGGUAAGACUGCCAACGUUGGUCUAUGUGGCUCGGGAGAAGCAUCCUGAGCACUUCCAUAAUUUCAAAGCCGGGGCGAUGAAUGCAUUGCUCAGGGUGUCCUCAGAGAUCAGCAAUGCGCCAGUAAUUCUGAAUGUAGAUUGUGAUAUGUACUCGAACAACUCAAACGCGAUUCAAGAUGCUCUUUGCUUUUUUAUGGAUGAAGAAAGAAGUCGUGAAAUUGCUUUCGUGCAAUUUCCACAAUCUUUCGGAAAUGCCACUAAAAAUGAAGUUUAUGGUUCUCUGAGAGUAAUUGAUGAGGUGGAAUUCCACGGUGCUGAUGGUUACGGAGGCCCUUUGUAUACUGGAACUGGCUGCUUUCAUAGGAGAGACACCCUUUACGGUAGAGAGUAUAGCACGGAAGCUAGGAUUGAUUUGAAGAGUGCAUGUCCUGAGAAGAUGGAAGAAAACGUGCACGAGUUAGAAGAAAGACUAGAAAGAUUAGCUAGUUCAACGUACGACCUAAACACUCAAUGGGGAAAUGAGAUUGGUUUGAAGUAUGGCUGCCCAGUCGAAGAUGUACUGACCGGGUUGACAAUUAAGUGUAAAGGUUGGAAGUCUGUUUAUUAUCGUCCGAAAAGGGAUGCCUUCGUAGGGGUUACUGCAACGACGUUGGAUCAGAUAUUAGUGCAACAUAAGAGAUGGUCCGAGGGCGAUUUAAUGAUUCUGUUUUCCAAGUAUAGCCCUGUUUGGUAUGGACUUGGAAAGCUCAAUCCUGGCCUUGUGUUGGGAUAUCUCAUUUACUGCCUCUGGUCUCCGAAUUGCUGGGCAACUCUGUACUACUCUAUCGUCCCUUCGUUUUGUCUACUCAAAGGAAUUCCCCUAUUUCCACAGGUCUCCAGCAAAUGGUUCUUGCCAUUUGCAUAUGUGGUAAUCGCGGAACUAAUAUAUAGUUUUGCUGAGUUCCUGUGGAGUGGCGGAACAAUUCUUGGAUGGUGGAAUGAACAAAGAAUAUGGCUUUACAAGAGAACAAGCUCCUACAUGUUUGCCUUUCUUGAUACAAUGUUGAAGUUAUUUGGUUCUUCCAAUACAACAUUCAUAGUCACUCCAAAAGUCACUAAUGAUGAUGUGUUGUUGAGAUACAAACAAGAGAAAAUGGAAUUUGGAAGUGCUUCACCUAUGCUUACAAUUUUGUCAACAUUGGCAAUGAUCAAUCUUUUUUGCCUAAUGGGGUUGGUGAAAAAUUUGAUAUUAACAAGAGUAUUGGGAUUGGAAUAUGUAUUUGAAACUAUGGCUUUGCAAAUUUUGCUUUGUGGGGUUCUUGUUUUUGUUAACUUGCCUUUGUAUAAUGCUCUCUUCUUUAGGCAAGAUAAGGGGAAAAUACCUAGUUCCACUGCAUUUCAGUCAGUUGGUUUUGCACUUUCUGUUUGUACAUGUAUUGCAUAUAUGUAA
Solanum verrucosum is the source of this 2203-nucleotide messenger RNA. RefSeq names its product cellulose synthase-like protein E1. NCBI's taxonomy places the organism in Eukaryota, Viridiplantae, Streptophyta, Magnoliopsida, Solanales, Solanaceae. Gene Ontology annotation, molecular function: cellulose synthase (UDP-forming) activity; mannan synthase activity. The record is from RefSeq and is a predicted model, not a curated record. Gene Ontology annotation, cellular component: plasma membrane; trans-Golgi network. Gene Ontology annotation, biological process: plant-type primary cell wall biogenesis; cellulose biosynthetic process.